UCUAAAAACUACAAGGUAACUCUUAUAAUUAAGAAUUACAAUGAAAUCUCUCAAAGACACCUUCUCCGUGAUUUCAUACUUUGCAACAUGAAAUUCUGCUAAGGUUUGAACAUAGAGACUGCAACCAGACUGUAGCAGCAACAUCGUUACUGCUGUCUUUGCACGAACUUGACUACAUUGAUAGGUUUCGAAAAGCCCCUCGAGUCGCUUGUCCCAAAAGAUGAGAAGACGUGAACGUUGAACGUAUUUGGGUCAGGAAUGAUCCCGUAAACGUUAAUUGGGAAUGGAGGUAGUACUUUACAUUCGUUACGGAUCGAAGUUGUCGAUGCGUUAAUUCUUCACAGAUUCGCUUAGGGGCCUCGGUCCAUAAAAGGGUCACCAGACUCACCACCAUCGCCCCCGCGACCCCAAAUAUAAGUCCCAACACAUAUCUUCAUCCGAUCCAUCCAAGGCGCGCGCGGCGGCGGCACGGCCCAAGCCCUAGCAAGCUGCAUCAUCCCGGACACAUGGCGGGCUGCACCGCCCCUGCUCCGCCGAAAAAAGUCAUGAAAACGGCUGGUCUCGCCGCCGACCCGCCCUCCGGCUCGCCCGUCGCCCAAUCUGAUUGGAGGGACUGGGCGAACCUGACGGAGGGGGCGGCGGGCCAGAUCGCGGAGCGGCUCCUGGCGGACGACGUCGCCGACUACCUCUGCUUCCGCGCCGCAUGCCGCUCGUGGCGCCGAUCCACGGCGUGCCCGCACGCGCGCGACGGCCUGGACCGCCGCUUCCACCCGCGGCGGUGGGUCAUGCUCCCGCUGAUGACCUCAUCGGGCGGCGUCCGCCGCGAGCUCCUCAACAUCACCACCGGGGCGCGGGUCCACGUGGAUCUCCCGGAGCUCCGCCACCAGCACGUGCUCGGCCCCACCUCCGGCGGCCUCCUGGUGAUCUGCGACAAGCGCACCUUGGCCAUGCGCCUCCUCAACCCGCUCACGCGCCACCUCACUGCCGGCCUCCCUGACGCGACGUCGCUGCUCCACACGUCGGCUGCUCUCACCAGACAGCAGCAGCAGGAGCUGCUCAGGUACAGGUUGCAGUCUGCACGGCUGCAUAGCGCCGGCCUCGCCAACGGCGAGGACUCCACGGUCGUGCUACACUUCCACACGAGCUGGCUAGUCGUCGCCAAGCCCGGCGAUAAGCGGUGGCGGCAGUUAUCCGGCUCCAACGGGUUCGUCGUCACGGCCUUAUCAUUCGCCGGGCGCUUCUUCUGUGUGACCGAGAAUGCCAUUGCCGCGGUGGAUACCGCCGCGGAGGACCCGCAGCUGGUGCCGGUGGCCCAGCUACAACUAGGCGUGGAGUUGAGGCCGUACGACGGUACCGUCAAGCUCGUGGACAACGACGGGGAGCUGAUCCUGGUGCAUCGGAAAUGGAUGGGCAAUAGCAACAUUCCUCGUCCAGGCUACGAGGUGCACCGGGUGGAUCUGGAAGCCGGGAACACGGUGCCCAUGCCAGGGCUCAGUGGGCGCGCCUUGUUCGUUGGCCAGGGACCCCGGGGAUGUAGACCCGCGAUCUCAGUGCCCGCAGGGCUGUCCUCAUGCAUCCGUGCGGACACGGUCUACACGUGCAGAGAUUUCUGUAGGUUGGAUCGUGUGCCGGAAAUUAUCGCCCGCCCAGCACAAUACAUACCAGGCAUUCUGUGCUCCGGCAUUCGCCAAGAUGCCCGGGAAUGCAGUGUCGUUCACUCUAUGUCGCGCUACAUCUGCUAUUCGGAGAUCAUCGUGAGCCCUCCUCCUCGUAGUCAGAGGGUGGCCGUGCGGGGUCGACACCUAUUGAGUUCAAUUACCACCAGAUCCUAGGCCAUGAUUGGGUUGUAAACGGUAACGGUGCCCAGCCCAUCGUAUCUGUUUCUGUUCUACAGUUAAAAAAAACUAUUCCGUAUGACA
Brachypodium distachyon (stiff brome) is the source of this 1919-nucleotide messenger RNA. RefSeq lists its product as uncharacterized. The transcript is spliced from 2 exons. Bases 507 to 1832 code for a protein of 441 amino acids. NCBI's taxonomy places the organism in Eukaryota, Viridiplantae, Streptophyta, Magnoliopsida, Poales, Poaceae. The record is from RefSeq and is a predicted model, not a curated record.